AAACAAAUUUAAAUAAGAAUGACUAAAAUGAGUAUAAAAUAGAUAAUAAUAAAAGAACAAAAUGCAAAAACAAGACAUAAAGAUUUCAUUGAGCAAUUUCAAUAAUAUAUGCCGGGUGUGUUUGGCCGAAAACGGGGAGCUUCAGACUAUUUAUGGGGUCACAGUGGAAAAUGAGAAAAAAACUGAAAUCAUCGAUUUGGUGACAAUCUUGAAAAGAUAUUGUAGCUUGGAAGUAAAUAAAGAUGAUGAUAAACCCCAACAAAUAUGCAAACCAUGCAUAAGACUCCUCUGCGAAUCGUACACAUUCUUUGACAAAUGUUGCCAUUCUAAUGUAAUCUUGGAUUGCAUUUUAUCCGACAAUAAAACGGAAAUUCCGAAAGAUGAACCAUCAGAUCUCAAAAGUGAAGUUCAACCUUUAAGAAAAAGAUCCACAACAACACAAGAAACUUCUUAUUUUUCCGAAUCGGAAGAUGAUAGAUUUGCAAAUAAUGAUUGUGAAGAUGAUUCAGAUUGGGAACCGGCCAAACAAGAACCCCAGGAAGAUAAUAAAAGAGGUUCUUUAGAGGAAAUGAAAGAAUCUGAUGAUGAUGGUGAUGAGGAUGAUGAUGAUGAUGAUGACUUGGAAGUAAAAGGAACAAUCACGACCAAAAAGCGAGGCAGACCAAGAAAAUCUCUUAAAACUGAAACCGCAGACACUGAAGCCAUAGAAAACCAACACAAAGAACUGGUUUGUAGGUUGUGUGGGGCCUUUCUGCCGGAUAUAAAUGCAUCUAUAGACCAUUAUGAUGAAUUUCAUGCCCCAGAACUAGAAAUAGAUGUAUGCAUUUUUUGCGAAAAGCCCAAAAAAUAUAAAAAGAGGGACAGUUUGUUGUAUCAUAUGGGCUUACAUUCGAAGGAGAGUAAAAAGUGUAUACCAUGCCGGAAGUAUUUUAAAAGUAAGGAGUUAUUGAAGGAACAUUUAAAUGAGUGCUUUAAAGUUGAUCAGAAGACUUCAAUUAAGCUUGAGGAUUCUGACUGUGAUACAAAACCAGAUAUUUCAUUAUCAGCAAAUCAAUGUCAACUCUCCCAGAAAGUACUUAAAUCAACCCAAUACGAUGGUGCCUUCACAUGCCAACUGUGCCAUCAACAUCUUGGAGAAAUUGAUUUUGUGAUAUCUCACUUUGAAAAGGACCAUUCGGACGAUUUGGUUUGUAUAAUAUGCUUGAGGAACUUUUCCAAACAAGUACCAUUGUUUCAUUUGGGACUCCAUUCGGAAAAAUCACAAAUUUGUAGACCUUGUAGACUGUUUUUUAGGACAAAAGAAGAGUAUGAAGAUCAUAUGGUCAAGUACGAUCAUGAUAAGUCACUUUCUUGUAAGAUUUGUGGGAAGAAAUUUACAAGAAAUUAUAAAAAGAAUAAACACAUGUUAAGUCAUCUCAAAGAGAAAAAUUACUCUUGUAACAAAUGCGGGAAAACAUUUACUUAUAAAACAAGCUUGGUACGACAUUUCAAGAUGCAUUUUGGAAAGAGGUUUUUGUGUUCCUCUUGUGGAAAUGCAUAUACCACCAAAUUUAUGCUACAAAGGCAUAUAAGGAUAAUGCAUACUUUUGUGGAUGAUGAUGGUAAACCUUUACCAAAACCACCUCCAAAACCUGUACGAAUCCAAUGUGAAUUUUGUGGGGAAAUUUUCACAACUAAAUACGGCUAUGGAAGACAUAUUCGGAGGCAUCCUGAGUUCAAGGAGUUCAAAUGCAAGAUAUGCUCGUUUAUGUGCGACACAAGGGAUCAGUUGGAUGUUCAUAUGGAAAACAAGCACAAUAAACACACUUGUGAUGUAUGUGGUAAACGAUUUCCAUUUGAAAGUGAAUUAAAAACUCACCAUAGGAAGCACGAGGAUAUGGAAAUGGCCAGAUUUAGAUGCGAUGUUUGUGGUAAAACUGCAAGAACUCAAACUCAGUUAAAAGUCCAUUACAGAAUACACACGGGCGAAAGGCCUUUUGCUUGUGAAACGUGCGGAAAAUCUUUUAAGCAAACUGCUCACCUUAAAGUCCAUAUGUUCCAGCAUACGGGGAAAAUGCCAUUUAAGUGUGAUAUUUGUGAUAAAACUUUUCCGUUUCAGCAUGUUAUGGAGAUUCAUAUGCGAACACACACAGGUGAAAAACCUUUCCAGUGUAUGUUCUGUGGCAAUGCUUAUCAUGAUCGUACCACCAUGCAGAAGCAUCAGAAGAAAAAGCACCCUGAAAUACCCAUACAAAAAGCCUCGGAGAAGACGAUUCUUCAUCACAGCUAUGAACUCUUUGUUACUGAGUUGACCAUCCUCUGAAAAACUUCCAAAUUAGGAGAAAAUAUUUUGUGAA
Messenger RNA from Ceutorhynchus assimilis (cabbage seed weevil), 2336 nucleotides. NCBI's taxonomy places the organism in Eukaryota, Metazoa, Arthropoda, Insecta, Coleoptera, Curculionidae. The record is from the annotation of a GenBank genome assembly.